Molecule: messenger RNA, 1248 nt
Organism: Cyclospora cayetanensis
Lineage: Eukaryota; Apicomplexa; Conoidasida; Eucoccidiorida; Eimeriidae
Product: eukaryotic initiation factor 4A
Exons: 3
Coding region: 1-1248 (415 amino acids)
Molecular function (GO): ATP binding; RNA helicase activity; RNA binding
Source: RefSeq, a predicted model, not a curated record
AUGGAGAGCGAGGACAAGCAGCCGCAGCAAGAGGAGGAGAAGCAGCAGGAGCAGCAAGCAACAGAGGCUGACUACGAAGAUGAAGUUGUAACAUCUUUCGACAACCUCCUUUUGCAUGAAGACCUCUUGCGAGGCAUUUACUCUUAUGGUUUUGAGAGGCCUUCGGCCAUCCAAAUGCGCGGAAUCAAGCCUAUCAUCGACGGCCACGACACCAUCGGACAAGCCCAAAGUGGGACGGGAAAGACGGCGACGUUCGUGAUUGCAGCUCUCCAGAAAAUCGACUACAAUAAGCCCGCUUGCCAAGUUCUUAUCUUGGCUCCAACUAGAGAACUUGCCCAGCAGAUCCAAAAGCACUGGUUGGCAUGUGUGGUACCUUCGUAUCUUCAGGUAGCUUUGGCGCUUGGUGACUACCUUGAUGUUCUUUGUCAUGCGUGCGUCGGCGGGACAUCGGUGCGCGAAGACGCGCAGCGGUUGCACGGGGGUGUACACGUCGUGGUUGGCACGCCGGGUCGUGUGAACGACAUGAUGGAAAAGCGUCAUUUGCGGUGUGAGCACAUGGUUCUUUUUGUUCUUGACGAGGCCGAUGAGAUGCUGUCACGCGGAUUCAAGUCCCAGAUUCUUGCUGUUUUCCAGCACCUGCCCAGGGACGUGCAAGUUGCUCUUUUCAGCGCCACCAUGCCAUCGGACAUUCUGGACCUUACAACGCAGUUCAUGAGGAAGCCAAGACGCAUUUUGGUGAAGAAGGAUGAACUCACGCUUGAGGGUAUCUCCCAGUACUUCAUUGAUGUCCAGAAGGAAGAAAACAAGUUCGCUACCUUGGUCGACUUGUACGAGACUCUGACGAUCACUCAGGCUAUCAUAUACUGCAACACACGCAGAAAGGUGCUUCAGCUAGUAGACAUGAUGACGGGUCAUGACUUCACGGUAUCAGCGAUGCAUGGUGACAUGGAGCAACAGCAGCGCGAGACUGUUCUACGCGAGUUCCGCAGCGGUUCUACCCGUGUUCUGAUUACUACCGAUCUGUUGGCUAGAGGAAUUGAUGUGCAGCAGGUGUCUCUGGUCAUCAACUAUGACAUUCCUACAUCCAAAGAGAAUUACAUCCACAGAAUUGGUAGGAGCGGCCGUUUUGGCCGUAAGGGAGUUGCCAUCAACUUCGUUACCACCAACGAUACUGAGCAGCUCAAGGAUAUUGAAACCCACUAUAACACCCAGAUCCUUGAAAUGCCGGCGAAACUGGAGACCAAAUAA